This is a messenger RNA of Eriocheir sinensis (Chinese mitten crab), 570 nucleotides long. RefSeq lists its product as uncharacterized. The transcript is spliced from 2 exons. The coding region runs from base 40 to 468 and encodes 142 amino acids. The record is from RefSeq and is a predicted model, not a curated record. Lineage: Eukaryota; Metazoa; Arthropoda; Malacostraca; Decapoda; Varunidae.
UGCGGGUGUGGCUCCCGGAGUGUUUUGGGUAGAUAUAAAAUGUGGCGGGUUGUUGACAGCCACACUCGCUCCUGCCGACCCAUCCAGAGUACAAUGAAGUUCCUGCUCGCCCUCCUGGUGGUGGCUACUGUGGCGGCCGUGGCCAUGGCUGGAUAUGGCGGCUACGGCCAUGGUGGCGGUGGCGGCUUUGGCGGCGGCUUUGGUGGCGGCUUUGGCGGACACGGUGGUGGUUAUGGACAUGGCGGCGGCUAUGGCCAUGGCGGCUACGGUGUUGGAGGAGUCUCCCAGAACGUAUACAACCUGUACAGAGGUUACGGGUACGGUUACGGCGGCUAUGGCGGCGGCUUUGGCGGCGGCCGUGGUGGGUAUGGAGGAGGCUAUGGUGGCUACGGACAUGGUGGCGGAUUCGGAGGCUUCGGCGGCGGAUUCGGCGGUGGCUACGGCGGUGGCUACGGGUACGGGAAGUAGGCGGCGGGAACGACAUGUGAGCCUCGACCUGAUGGGACGAGCGGGUUAACCGAGUCAUUGUGCUGUACAUACUCACGCACCGAAUAAACGAUACCAAACUAC